Penaeus indicus is the source of this 2044-nucleotide messenger RNA. RefSeq lists its product as uncharacterized. The transcript is spliced from 15 exons. NCBI's taxonomy places the organism in Eukaryota, Metazoa, Arthropoda, Malacostraca, Decapoda, Penaeidae. The coding region runs from base 122 to 1870 and encodes 582 amino acids. The record is from RefSeq and is a predicted model, not a curated record.
GGCGUUUCCCAGCCAAGUAUCCCCAGUUGCACAGAGCACAAGUGUACACAGUGGAGUCAGUACAUUUUAUACAGUUUGGUGAAAUCUAAUAGAAGCGUGAUCUGUUUCAAGUCAGGUAGCAAUGAAGCCUCAAUAUGUGUUAUCUGUACUGGCACUCGUGAUAGGCCACUGUAGGAGUGCGUGGAAGCUCUCUGAUCCGGUGAUGCAAAUCGCCAACAACAGGGUCACUGUUACACUUGAAGGUCCGAAAAAUCUGAAGGCAGUUCGGUUCUUCAUGAGCAUAGAUAAAAGCUUCGAGAAGUUCAAGGAUGCCGAGUACAAAUUCAAGCUGGCGUGUAAACGAGUGUCGGGAAGAAAAUCCUGCAGUGGUGCCGGAGGACCAGCGCUCGCAGCGGGCCAGACGGUCCACUAUGCCGUCAAAGCCAAACUGGGUCGGAAGCGCCAGAAACUCCUUGGCAAAACUUGGACACCUGUCUGGGCCACAUCGACCCCAGCGCCCUCUACUUCAACAGACUCCCCUGGGGGACCUACUCUGACUUGUGCGUCCCUUGAGGGUGACCUGCCCGAUGGAUGCGUCGAAGUAGGAUUCAUAGAACCGGCACCCAUAAUCCCCGGCGGAAACCCCGAACGUGGCUUCUACAAGCACACCGAGUCGAAGACCUCAUCUUGGAGCCCUGUGGACGACGAGGAGCUCCAGGGAUGGGCCCAGAGUGGGUACUCUCUUAUCUACAGGAACAUCAUUCUAGACUCCUUCGUGGACACUGACAUCAGCACUGAGAUCCUACAGAAGAUCAGAGAUGACUUCACUACCAUCAAAGCGAAGAGGAUGAAGGUUAUACUAAGGUUCUCAUACAGCAUUGACAGCAGCAACAACAAUGACGCUCCACCUGAACAGCUGCUAAAACACAUCACGCAGCUUGCACCGAUUCUAAAGGAUAACGCAGCUUUGAUCGCCGUUAUGCACGCUGGCUUCAUCGGCGUGUGGGGAGAGUGGUAUUACACGGCACAUUACGGCAACGAGGGCGUCAUCUCGGAGGAGGACUGGGCACGCCGUCGUCAGGUUGUCAGCGAACUCCUUCAGGCGUUGCCAGUCUCACGAGAAAUCCAGUUACGAACGCCCAAGUAUAAGCGACGGAUCUUGGAGCGAACAUCAGCUCUCACAGAGGAUGAAGCCUUUGGCGAAGAGCAGGUCGCUAGGAUAGGUCACCACAACGACUGUUUCUUGGCUUCUGACACGGACUACGGCACGUUCACCAACAAGACCGAGGAAUAUCCGUACGUGCAGCAAGAAACUCAGUAUGUAACGAUGGGGGGAGAGUCAUGCAACCUCAACCCACCCAGGUCAGACUGCCCGACGGCCCUGAAGGAGCUGGAGGAACUGCAUUACACGUACCUCAACGCAGAUUACCAUCCAGAUGUGCUCGAUGCUUGGAACUCCCAGGAUUGCUUCGACGAGGUCUACUCAUCUCUUGGCUAUCGUCUGGUGGGCGUGAUGGCGAGGAUGCCAGAGAAAGCGAGCCUGGGAUCGACGGUGCAUGUGGGCGUGCAGGUGCAGAACAUGGGGUGGGCGGCGCCAAUCAAUUACCGCCGUGCUGAGAUUCUGCUGCUUCACGAGACUUCCGGGGAAAAAUACACCUCGGGGCUGCAGUUUGACCUGAGGACCUGGCUUCCGGGUGACCACAAGUUGCAGUUCAGUGUGGACCUUCCUGCAUCUGCAACAGCCGGCGAAUAUAAGGUCGUGCUCAACCUGCCAGACGGCGACCCCGACCUGUACGACCUGCCGGAGUACAACAUCGAGUUUGAGAAUGCCCAAGAUAGCAGUGAUCUGGAAGGGCGUCGCAACCUCAUCGGCUUCAUCACGGCUUCCUGAGCGGCGUGUCGCUACUUUUAUAUUUAUUCAUGGCUUUAUUGUUAUUAUUGUUAUCAUUAUUAGCAUUAGUAUUAGUAAUAGUAGUAGUAUGAUGAUGAUAACGAUGAUGAUGAUGAUGAUGAUGAUGAUGAUGAUGAUGAUGAUGAUGAUGAUGAUGAUGAUGAUGAUGAUGAU